AUGAACUGCACAGUGCACUUCCUGACCCCUCAAGACCCCCUUAAGAUGAGUCAUCGUAAGUACGAGGCACCCCGCCACGGUUCCCUGGGUUUCCUGCCUCGCAAGCGUGCUGCGCGCCACCGUGGAAAGGUUAAGGCCUUCCCCAAGGAUGACAUCAAGAAGCCCGUCCAUCUGACUGCCGUUAUGGGCUACAAGGCUGGUAUGACCCAUGUUGUCCGUGAUCUUGACCGUCCCGGAUCCAAAAUGCACAAGCGCGAAGUUGUGGAGGCCGUCACCGUCAUCGAGACCCCGCCGAUGGUUGUGGUCGGUGUUGUCGGCUACGUUGAGACCCCUCGUGGUCUCCGUACCCUUACCACUGUUUGGGCUUCCCACCUCUCUGAUGAGCUCAAGCGUCGCUUCUAUAAGAACUGGUAUCGCUCGAAGAAGAAAGCUUUCACCCGCUACGCCAAGAAGGUCUCUGAAGAUGGUGGCAAGUCUGUCACUCGCGAGCUCGAGCGUAUUCGCAAAUAUUGCACUGUCGUUCGCGUCCUCGCCCAUACCCAGAUUCGCAAGACCGGCCUCAGUCAGAAGAAGGCUCAUCUUAUGGAGAUCCAGGUGAACGGAGGCUCUAUUGCGGACAAGGUCGAGUUCGCGCACGGCCUCUUCGAAAAGCCUUUCCCUGUGACAUCUGUCUUCGAGCAAGACGAGGUUGUUGACGUUAUUGCGGUGACCAAAGGUCACGGUUUCGAGGGUGUCACUCACCGUUGGGGCACCAAGAAGCUUCCCCGCAAGACCCACAAGGGUCUCCGCAAGGUCGCUUGUAUUGGCGCCUGGCACCCGUCCAAAGUCAUGUUUUCUGUUGCUCGUGCCGGCCAAAACGGCUACCACCAUCGUACCGAGCUGAACAAGAAAAUUUACCGCAUCGGCUCUGGCGAGGACGUCGCCAACGCGUCAACCGAGUCUGAUAUCACGAAUAAACAGAUUACGCCAAUGGGAGGAUUUCCUCACUACGGUAUCAUCAAGAAUGAUUUCCUUAUACUCAAGGGCUCUAUCCCCGGAACCAAGAAGCGUAUCAUUACCAUCCGCAAAUCCCUUAUGGUGCAUACUUCUCGCCGGGAUCUUGAGAAGGUUCAGCUCAAAUUCAUCGAUACCUCCUCGAAGUUCGGUCACGGUGCUUUCCAGACCGCAGAAGAAAAGGGAGCGUUCCUCGGAACGCUCAAGGCCCGGGCGUGAUCUGCUGUACUUUCUUCUCCCCUUCCUGCUUUCUACAUAUCUCCUUGUUGUUAGGCAUUCAUAUCCUCAUGCUGUGCUUUGUACUGCCAGUGCUAUCGAGUGUCAGCGCUAGUUGUACUACGAAUUUGAACUUCUGAAUGGUAAGGCGAGACGUCGAAGCAAGAAUAACCAUGAUUGUCAGCAACGGUCUUGCUUCCGUGCGCUGCUGUGUCUCCGUG
Phanerochaete carnosa HHB-10118-sp is the source of this 1430-nucleotide messenger RNA. RefSeq lists its product as uncharacterized. Gene Ontology annotation, molecular function: structural constituent of ribosome; RNA binding. The record is from RefSeq and is a predicted model, not a curated record. The transcript is spliced from 8 exons. The coding region runs from base 1 to 1212 and encodes 403 amino acids. Gene Ontology annotation, cellular component: ribosome; cytosolic large ribosomal subunit. Gene Ontology annotation, biological process: ribosomal large subunit assembly; translation. NCBI's taxonomy places the organism in Eukaryota, Fungi, Basidiomycota, Agaricomycetes, Polyporales, Phanerochaetaceae.